Messenger RNA from Rangifer tarandus platyrhynchus (Svalbard reindeer), 378 nucleotides. NCBI's taxonomy places the organism in Eukaryota, Metazoa, Chordata, Mammalia, Artiodactyla, Cervidae. The record is from the annotation of a GenBank genome assembly.
AUGGGGCAGAAGCAUGGGAUGUUAGGAGUAGUACUUUUUCUACUGGCACGAAUUCGUGAGCCCCGUGGGAAUGCUGGCCUCACCAAUUACCGGGAAACCAAUGGAGACGUGAGGUCUCCUUUUGCUAUCAUUGAACGUGCCAACCUUGUCGAGGCUUACGGAGACCUGACCAGUGCCAUAGGGGAGAGACUGCAAAAGCUCCGGGGUCAGCCUGUCUUAGCCGACUUGUUGCAGAGCACCUACAUUGAAGGGCUGCCCCAGGACCCUCCAGCGACAGAAGGGACCGCGCAGAAAGGAACUUCCAGAGCAUCGCGAUUCUGCUUCCUGCCGUUAGAACUUGCUUUGUUCGGUCACUCUGAUCCUCCUUGGGUUGAUUAA